ACCGACCUCACGUCCUCAACGCACAGCAGUGUUCCUAAACGUUAGCGCUGUCAUACUGUAAUUAGCCGGUUUUCAAUAAAUUUCCGAGCCGUAAACAUGGUGUUUGAAAAUAAGAUGGUCAAAUACGAUGAUCCCGACGACGAGGAGGAAGAAGCUCCUGCUGAAGAAGAAGAAGAGGAAGAAGAAGAGGAGGAGGAGGAAGAAGAGAUGGUGGACCCCCUUGAAACAAUACGAGCCAAGUGUGAGCAAACGGAACACUGUGUGCACUACAGGGAACGUCUGGAGGUCUGCGAAUCCCGGGUUGGCUCCAAGUCCCACACUGAAGAGGACUGCACAGAAGAACUGUUUGACUUUCUGCAUGCACGGGAUCACUGUGUCUCACACAAGCUGUUCCACAACGUCAAAUGACCGGCCAGACCCACAUCCACUACUUGCGUUGCUCUAUAUAGAAUUUAACAUUAAUGUGGCGGUUCUGACAUCUGUUGUCGUUCACUUUUGUGUAAACAUAAACCCAUAUUCUGGGUCUCUGGGCAAAACACAUCAUACCUUCCCCUGUUCAUGAGUCUACAGUGUUUAAGGUAAUAUUUAAGUACUUAAUCUUCAACCAUACUGCAGUUUAUGCAAAGCCUGUAUGCUGCCCCAGGACCAGAGAACCUCAGGUGUAGUCAUGAAUUCAUUGUUCUAAAUGAAAAUAAAUAUUUACUUUGGUUUUCAGUUUG
This is a messenger RNA of Sphaeramia orbicularis (orbiculate cardinalfish), 719 nucleotides long. Its product is annotated as cytochrome b-c1 complex subunit 6, mitochondrial-like. Gene Ontology annotation, cellular component: respiratory chain complex III. NCBI's taxonomy places the organism in Eukaryota, Metazoa, Chordata, Actinopteri, Kurtiformes, Apogonidae. The record is from RefSeq and is a predicted model, not a curated record. The transcript is spliced from 4 exons. Bases 97 to 408 code for a protein of 103 amino acids. Gene Ontology annotation, biological process: mitochondrial electron transport, ubiquinol to cytochrome c.